This is a messenger RNA of Perognathus longimembris pacificus (Pacific pocket mouse), 2736 nucleotides long. It is a transcript of the gene Supt7l, whose product is annotated as SPT7 like, STAGA complex subunit gamma. Gene Ontology annotation, cellular component: SAGA complex. The record is from RefSeq and is a predicted model, not a curated record. Bases 535 to 1773 code for a protein of 412 amino acids. NCBI's taxonomy places the organism in Eukaryota, Metazoa, Chordata, Mammalia, Rodentia, Heteromyidae. The transcript is spliced from 6 exons. Gene Ontology annotation, molecular function: transcription coactivator activity; protein heterodimerization activity.
GGCAGCCUUGGCUUAGCCUUGUGGGCCUGGCCGGGCCCUCGCCUCAGGCCUCCUGGGGUCCCUGUCUCGGGCCUCCCAGAUCCUCGCCUUUUCCUAGGACGCUGGCGCCUCUUUAUCGGGUUCGGGUCCAGAGCUCCCCGUCUUCCUGCAGGAGACCCCAGGAUCCUGUGAUUGGUGCCUCCUGACCGUGACGGCAAAGCCCCCCCACCCGCCCCCCGGAGGAACUUGGGCUUUUCCUUGGGUCUAAGAGCUUGAACUGUUGGUCUUCGUCUCCUUAUAUAAUGUCUGACAUUUUAUUAAUGUUUGUUGAAUUUGAAAAGACAUGGGCAGUGAAUCUGGAAAGGGAGAGAAUCAUUGGCUCUACAGUUUGCUGAUACUGACAUUCUUCAAAGUGGUCUUACAAUAACUUGCUUUUUAUAUAAGUAACUGCCUAGACCUCACCUUUCUCAUUGCAGAAGCCUUUCUACAGUUGCUAGAGAUUUAAGCACAUUACUUUUUUAAGAUAUCACCUACUUGUUCCCUUCUUGUUUCAAAAUGUUGAGAUACUGGGGUGAAAUACCAAUAUCCUCAAGCCAGAGCAACCGGAGUUCCUUUGAUCUGCUCCCACGGGAGUUCCGUCUGGUAGAAGUCCACGACCCACCCCUGCAUCAGCCCUCGGCCAGCAAGCCGAAGCCUGCCACGGUGCUGGACAUCCCCUCCGAGCCAUGCAGCCUCACGGUCCACACCAUCCAGCUGAUCCAGCACAACCGCCGUCUUCGCAGCCUUAUCGCCACAGCUCAGGCUCAGAACCAGCAACAGGCAGAAGGGAUAAAGACUGAAGAGAGUGAGCCUCUUCCUCCCUGCCCUGGCUCACCCCCUCUCCCUGACGACCUCCUGCCUUUAGACUGUAAGAACCCCAAUGCGCCCUUCCAGAUCCGGCACAGUGACCCCGAAAGUGACUUCUAUCGGGGGAAAGGGGAACCCGUGACUGAACUCACCUGGCACUCCUGUCGGCAGCUUCUCUACCAGGCAGUGGCCACCAUCCUGGCCCAUGCAGGCUUUGAGUGUGCUAAUGAAAGUGUCCUGGAGACCCUAACUGAUGUGACCCAUGAGUAUUGCCUUAAGUUCACCAAGUUGCUGCGCUUUGCUGUGGACCGGGAGGCCCUGAUGGGCCAGACCCCGUUCCCUGAUGUUAUGGAGCAGGUGUUCCACGAAGUGGGGAUUGGCAGUGUGCUCUCCCUCCAGAAGUUCUGGCAGCACCGCAUCAAGGACUAUCACAGCUACAUGCUCCAGAUCAGUAAGCAACUCUCUGAAGAAUAUGAAAGGAUCGUCAAUCCUGAGAAGGCCACAGAAGACGCCAAGCCUGUGAAGAUCAAGGAGGAGCCUGUGAGCGACAUCGCUUUUCCCGUGAGCGAGGAGCUGGAGGCGGACCUUGCCUCUGGAGAUCAGUCCCUGCCCCUGGGAGUCCUCGGGGCGCAGAGCGAGCGCUUCCCAUCUAACCUGGAGGUGGAAGCUUCACCACAGGCUUCAAGUGCAGAGGUAAAUGCUUCUCCUCUUUGGAACCUGGCCCAUGUGAAAAUGGAGCCUCAGGAGAGUGAAGAAGGCAAUGUGUCGGGGCACGGUGUGCUGGGCGGUGACGUCUUCGAGGAGCCCAUGUCAGGCAUGAGUGAGGCUGGGAUCCCGCAGAGCCCUGACGACUCGGACAGCAGCUAUGGUUCCCACUCCACUGACAGCCUCAUGGGGUCCUCCCCUGUUUUCAACCAGCGCUGCAAGAAGAGGCUGAGGAAGAUAUAACAGCAAGCAAGGGACGUUUUCAGUCCAGACCUACAAGGCCCAAAAGAAACUCUCGAUGUGUCCACAUUUGUUUUCAUAACUGAUUUGAUUCCUAUCCUUAGAUACAAUGGGCCUAACCAAACAAGGUUCCAUUUUACUGUGGAUUGUUUUUUUAUAGUUUUCUACCACAGCCAAGCCACUAUUUGUGAAUUGAUCACAAUGCUGGCAUAAUAAUCAUGAGGAGACCAAAGCACUUUCCCCAGCCAUUGUUCUUCUGGCUCAUGACCCACGUUCCUUAGCUUCUCUGCAGCCAUUUGUCUUGCACAACUGAGAGCCAGAGCUCUUUGAUCUACCUGGCAGACAUAGGAGGACUGAGGUGCUGGAUAAACUUCAAAACUGUGCUUGAACAGACUCUUAUGCCAAUACCAUAUACCAUUUCUUUUUCGUCUAACUUGGUUUAUAUUUGAUUCAAGUCACUGAGAAUCCACUACUAAUAGAUAACAAGAAAUAGCUAAACACAACAAAGCUUUUUUUUUUUUUCUGAGCUGGUACCUGAGUUCAAGUUUGGGCUUCAACUCAGUGCCUUGAGCUCUUACUUGGUGAUGCUUUAUUACUUGAGAAACAACACCUGCACUUCAGGCUUUUUGCUGGCUAAUUGAGGAUUAGUGUCAGACUUGUCUGCUCAGACUGGCUUCAAACUGUGAUCCUCAGAUCUCAGCCUCCAGAGUAGUUAUGAUUCUCGGGGUGAGCCACCCUUUUCCAGUUAUCAGUCUUAUUUUUUAGGCUGUUUUUGCUCUCUAUGAAGUCUCAAGAAAUCAGAGAUCUAUGGUGACAUAGCCAUUUUAUUUAGAUAGUCUUCUCUUUUGUUUUUAAAGGAAAAGAAACUUGGUUCUAUUGUAAUAUUGUGAUGCCCAUGGCCUGGAAGCCACACAGCAGAUGAAAAAUAAUUCACAUAUUUGAUAGAAUUAAAGUGUUUUGUCACCU